Messenger RNA from Bactrocera dorsalis (oriental fruit fly), 5865 nucleotides. RefSeq lists its product as uncharacterized. NCBI's taxonomy places the organism in Eukaryota, Metazoa, Arthropoda, Insecta, Diptera, Tephritidae. The coding region runs from base 2552 to 5095 and encodes 847 amino acids. The transcript is spliced from 7 exons. The record is from RefSeq and is a predicted model, not a curated record.
CCAGUUUCAGUAGAGAUUUCGAUAGCGACAUAGAAGGGUGCUCCACUCGAGACGAGUUGCCGCGCGUGAAAACGAGUCUUAAACAGUUUCUUUAACAUAAAUCAUAAAUGCAAUAAACAGCGAAGCAAAAGAAAGAGUUGAAUUAGUAUAUAUGUAUGUAUGUCCGUACGUACUCCUUCGCAUAUGUUUAUGUAUGUGUGUGUGUACGUGUGCAGGCGCGCUGAAAUCUGAAGUGAUUUUUUGUUAGUUUUGUGCGGAUUGCUUUCAAAACUUUGCAGCUAAGCUUGAAGUCAGUGCGUUUUGAAAUAGAAUAUUUUGUGCGAACACACACACACACAUACGCAUGUAUGUGCCUGCAACCGUUGGAAACGUAUGUUCUGUGAGCCCUUUGUGACUGUGACUUCAAAUAUUAAUCUGAGGAGACAUUCAGACCCAAUUGGCAUUGCAGGUCGCGCACCUACACACACACACACUCGCAUCUGCGUGCAACAAUUAACGCUCGCGGCAGGAAAAAAGUGCGACACACACACACACAGGAAAAGUGCAGCGGGUAGGUAGCUCGCCUAUGGCGGCAGUGAAAUUCGAUUUACAAGUGACGAUACAAUUUAACAACAACAACAAAGCAACAACAGGCCAAGUGUGCUACGGCCAGAGAAAUUAAACGGUGGUCGUAAAACCGGUAAAAAGCGGCAUUUGAACCAAAACCAAAAACACAGAUUCGACUGCAAGAACUUGUAGCAUAAGAAAUUCAAGAUCGCUUGACUGAAAAAUAAAAAUUAAAAAGCAACUUAAUUUUAACGACCGUUGAACUAGUGCUGCCGGGGCACUCCAAAUAAUUAUUACAACAACUUUUCCGAAGUAAAAGGAAAAGUGUAACUUUCCGCUCGAAAUUGUAACUGUGUUGCUGUUGUGAUUCCAAAAUACACACAUGUGUGCUUGUAUGUGUGUGUCUUCCAAUAAAACUCACUAAAAUUCUGCGCUCGUCCCACUCGUUUGCGGCGUUUUCUUGCAAUUUACAGUUUCCGAAAUUCCGAUUUCGUGCCGAUUUCCCAAAUAUUCGGCAGAAACUGCGAAGUCCAACAACAACGCCGAAAAUAUAAAAGCGCCACAGAUAGUUUAAAUAAAAAUAAUCAAAACCAGAUCAACGAACCAGAAAAACAACAAAAACAGUCAACAAACAGCGCGAGUUUCGGAUUUUUAGCUUUUAGUUUUGUUUUGCCCACACACGCACACACACGCGCGCAUACAUACAUACGAACAGCCGUCUGCGCGAGCGUGCAUAUAUUAGCCAUUUAACGGUACUUUGCAUACGACUUUAUUUCGGCGUCGCUUGAAACAAAUGCAAAUUAAUAUCGGCAAUUAGCAUAAAGACGACUUGCCAAAAUUACAAACAACAAAAACAACAAUCCAAAUAAAAUAGCUAAAUCCAACAAUAACAAAAAUCAACGCUGUUCGUUGCGAGCUCGGCUCAAUUCCUGUACGAAAGCUUGUGAAUUUCACACAAUUUCUUUAAUAAAAUUUUUUCUUUCAAUUUACUAGCGACUAAAUGAGUUAAUCUCUUUAUUAAAAAAAAUAAAUAUUAAUCUGUGAGAAAACAUUAACGACAAUAUUUUGCAUGCGAAGCAAAUGCGAUUCAUCAAAUCUAUUAGCAAUUAAACAAAAACGAAAAAAUUAAAGCAAAAACAACAACAAAGUCAGAUUUAUCUUCAUUUGUUUGCUGACACUUGGCGGCUUUGUUUUUAACUAAGAUUAUAAUCAGCAUAAAAGGUUCGUAUGUACCACAGACAGGAGGGCACUGCGACCACACACCAACAGUGUCAAGUUGUUGCAACGAUACGUGCGACAGCGAAUCUCAGCCGCAAGUGAAAAAUAUCAGCCUUAACUUAUCCUGGCGUGUGGUAUAUAACGUGCUCGUUGAACCGAUUACUUACGCACCACUAUACCUAGAAUUUAGCGGCAGAGUGUAUCGCGACGAAGCCGAAUGCAGUAUCUCACUUACGCACUGCAAACAUCCUCACGUUUCCUCACAACGUCCGCACCCACAACCAACACAAACACCGCCUUCAACAACAAUAACAAUAACUACACUAACCCGCCCACAAGCAUUGCGAUCAGGGCACAGUCCAACAACAACAUAGACUUACAUUUUCCCAACCAAAAUCCCAACAACAACAGCAAUAAUCGCCAACAGCCGAGAAACACCACGACGAACAACAUCGUAGGCACCUCGCGUCGCAGCAGCAGUAAUUCAGCAGCGAUAGCAGCCGCAACAACAAAAGUAACAUUUGCGCAGAGCGAAGUAAUCCACAACUACCAAACCACAUCCACAACAACAACACUACCACCAAUUCAUAGCACUUGCCACGAGUGCAGCUGCAGCGACGCAACAACAUUCGGAACAACCAGCGCAGCAGAAGCAGCAGCUGCAGCCGCGCCGCCAGCCGCAACAGUAGCGCCAUCAGCGACAACGGUGCCGCAGCGCGAAUGAAAUUUACUCACGAUUAAUGUUAGCAUUGCGCGCAACAAACUGCUUUCAUUCUUCAAUCGCGACAUGGCCGCAACGGAUGGCCAAAUAAUACUGGCCGCCUCCCGCUUCGGUGACACCGAACCGCCGGUGUACCUGCGCGAGUUCUCCAAACAGCGAUUGCCUGCGGUCGCAAAAAUCGUCAAGGGACAACAUCAGAACCUUGGUGUGCCCACACUGUCGGCGCCCUCGCUUCAGAGCACGGCACUUUUUCUGAGCGCCGGCAAAAGGUAUCAGAUACUCGCACAGCCGAUCAAAAUCAAAGAGGGACGCAAGACGACAAAUGUCGGUGCAAAGGUGCUCAUACCGGAGACCUAUCCGGGUUACUUUGAGCUACUCAGCGAAGAUGGCCGUUCAACGCGUUGCAUCGAUUCGGUGCUCGAGCUUUCGAAGCGACGCAAUUUACGCGUUCUCGUGCGUGAGACGUUCCGUUGCACGCAAAUGAAUCGCACGAUUCACGCGGGCGAACUGCUGACGACGAUGAACGACAAUGGCAAGUACUUGCAAUGCAAAAAUAUCAAAGACGAGAUCAUCAAUUUGCCACUCGAUACCAAAGCGAAAUUCUCACCGAUCGCCAAGGAGGAUAGCAUUAGCGGGGUGCAUACGGUGAAGAAUCUACUACUCAAACGGAUGCCAGUCAUUGUGAGACUUGUCCAUGGUAGUGCUCCCAAAGGUCUGAAGCAACCCUUCGUACCAGAGUUGCGUCUGCUCGGCUGUGUCGAAAUCGAUCGUAUAUUUGCGCUGCCCAUGCAGAAGGAUCACGAUUUGGUGCCAGUACCGCUGAAUGUAAAGAUUAAGUUGCAACGCGCACGCAACAUGGAGCAGUUGGAGCACUUCAUAGAAUAUACCAGAUUCCUCGAGAAGGCGCAGCGUCUGUUGUCGGAUGCACGAGAUCGCCUGCAAAUCGUUGAUCUUAAGUUGUCGGAGAAGGAGAAGAAAGACUCCAAGUUCAGUAGUCGCAACAAAUUACCCGUGGUCAUGUUGCCAUCCGCAGCAGUCGCCGGUGGCCUUAUGGAGAACGGCUAUGUGCUGCGCAAGAGCGCCAGCUGUGAUGCAUACGGCAAGGGUAUCGGUGGGGCAGCGGGCGUACUCACAAGCGCCGAAAUCGCCGAGGAGUACAACGAAAUCGAUCACAUUUACGAUUAUGUUCGCGGCCUGACGCCACUCUCCAAAGGCUUAUCGCGUUUUGAGCCGAUCUGCGAGACGCCGACUAUCAAGUCGCAUCACACCGACAGUAGCGGCAAUUACUGCAGCCUCAUACGUGUGGGCGCGCAGGCGAGCAGCAACAAUAACAACAAUAACAAUAGCAACAGCUUAAAUGCUAGCAGCGGUAGCAACACAAAUCACAGCGGUGGCGGUGGCGGUGGGGGUGUCGGUAGCGGCAAUAAUGUUAACAACAAUAACAACAACUACAGUAGUUUAGAGUCAGUCAAGCAGACGACGAACACCAACACGAAUAGCAGUCACAAUAGCAGCAAUCACAGCCACAAUAACAAUCACAACAACACUGGCGGCAGUGGCGGUAGUGUUGGUGGCAACCAUCACCAUCACCACCAUCAUCAGAGCCACAGCCACAAUCAUCAUCACAACCACCCACACCCACAUGCACACCCGCACGCGCACCCACAUGCCCAUCAGUCAGGCAGUGGAGCCAUGGUUAACCACUACCACCACAACCAUGUUCAAGAGGACAUCAAGCCAGUGCCACCGCCCAUUGAGACUAUACCGGGCAAGAAGUUGCCUGAAAAGCGGCAACGUCCCACAUUACCAAAGCUUUAUCUGAAGAACACGAACAGUGCGGGCACCACAGCAACUGCGGCCGCGGCGGCCACUCAUCAUAAUCAACAUCAUCACUCGGCGCAGACGCAACACGCUCACACUGGCAACUCGGCAGCAGCAGUGGUGAAUGCCACAGCGGCAGCGGUGGCAGCGCAUCAUGUCCAUCACUACCACAGCAAAGUGCUGACACCUAGCAACAGCAAUAACAACAGUGGUUCCCAUGCCGCAAAUGGACCACUUAGUGCCGGUAUUAUGGGGGCCAGUAAGGAAUGCAUUCUGGAGCCACAGUCACCACUCUUUCAUAUCAGGUACAAGAGCCUCAGCAGCUUGCAGUUGACGCCCGAAAACACCUCCAUUGCCGCCACACCGAUCUCAAGUAACCCCAAAGGUAAUCAGUCAACCGCAAUACCACCGGAUGUGGUACUCAAAUGCAACAGCAUCCUCAACCACCAGUCGCAUCACGCGCCGCAUCUACCACCACCGCCGCCGCCACCGCUCAGCAAAAGCGCUAGCACAGCCGGCGGCUUGGCAGCUGUAGCCGGCCUCGGCAUGGGUAUGGGUGUGGGCGUCAUACACCAUAAUCCACGCGAAGGUACACUCGACUCGUCGCGCAGCGGCGGACGUACCUCUGGCGAUUCCAACAAGUUGCCCGAAAAGAAGACGCGUCGCCUGUCGCGUCCUCGUAGUCUAUCGAAUUUAGUCUGGGAUCUGCGGCCAUCCAAAGAGAAGUCAAAAAAGAAAUUAUAUAUACAUCACUUCGAUCACCGCCAACAGGCGACACUGUAUUUGUAGUCAGGUGGCGGGAGGGUUGCAGCAGCGCGCUACUGGAAAAUGGCGGUACAAGUGGUCGAAGAAAAUGCCAUAUAUAGACUUUAAAUAAGAUCUUUCGUAGAAAUAUGGGGCAUAGCUAUUUUGAAUACUUUAAGUUUGCGGUGUAAUGAAGACAGUACCAAUGAAAGAUGAAUGAUGUUGCCAUCACUUUAGAAACCGACACAGCUAUUUGAACGGAAUUUUAAUGCAUUAUCUUAAGCUUCUGAUUCGAUAUCUUUGUCCAGUUAGAAACCACGAUUGGAACACCAGCGCUAAUGUCAAUUGCAGAUCUUACGCAGAACCACUAAAACUUUAAACGUGAAACAUGAAAUGCACAAACCUAGAAAUUAGAUAUUUAAACACACAUAUUGAAAAACUGAGUAAGAAGGGAACAAAUAACUUCGAACCUUAGUAGAGAAAGCUUUAAAACUAUUUUUUCUCAAUUAAUUAGAUUGUGCCUUUUAUUAGCAAUUAAAAUCCUUAAAUCCUUUUAAAUAACAAAUUUUAAUAAAGUUAAAAGUAAUCGUGUUUAUUGGCUUAUUGAAAAUAUUGUGGCAAGGCCCCCAGCAUACAUUUGUAUGUAUGAACAAUUAAUUUAAGUGUUUGGCUCUUUUUUGACAUUUUCUUAAAGAAACUAAUAUACAAAAGUCAACUACUAAGUCUUUGAAUAUCUCAAAACUACGAAAAAAUAUUUGAAAAAUAUAAAAUUUUUGAUAUUUUUCCCAUAAUAUUUUCGAUUCAAAUGAGAUCCC